CACACACACACACACACACUGGUGUACUCACACUUAUCAAACACACACAUUCAUGCAAAUAUAUCCGCAUAUACUUGCACUCCCAGACGCACACACACACUGCCUCCGUCAGACAGGACCUGUUCGCCUGUUCAGUAUGUGGGAGGGAUCUCUGCUGACUGACCGGCAGGAUGGACGGACAGACAGACAGAUGGAUGGAUAGGAGCACACCUGGAUCACACAUGGACACAAGUGUCAGACAUGAUUGACAGAUCUUCUUUAAUCCUGUCAUGUCCCAGAUGAGAGACUGCAGGGAUGAUUCUCAUUGCUUUCACAGUCUCUGUCCUGUGCCUGUUUCCCCAGGCUGCGCUGGCUCUGUGGGCGUGCGCACGUUCCUGCCCAGCCUCUUGCACGUGCACUCUGGAGAAGAGCUGCAGUGUGUUGUGUGACCGCUCUGGCCUACCCGACCUGCCCCGGGAGUUCCCUUGUGAGGCGUCCUCCAUCAACCUGGACAAGAACAGCCUGAAGUUCCUGUCUGAGAGGGCCUUUGGUACCCUGCCGUCUCUCAGGUCCCUGUCCCUGGACCACAACAACAUCUCCUUCAUCACCCCUGGGGCCUUCAAGGGUCUGCCCAACCUAGUGGAACUGAAGAUGGCCCACAACGAGUACAUCCGUUACCUCCACACCCGCACCUUCACCGGGCUCAAACGCCUGGUCCGACUGGACGUGGCCGACUGUAACCUCUUCAACAUGCCCGACCGGAUCUUUCUAGAAAAUUAUGCUCUGAAGGAACUGUUCUGCUUCCAGAACAACUUUCGAAGGAUUCCCGGAGCGUUCCGCGGGAUGGAGAACCUGACCCACGUCUACUUGGAGCGGAACAAGAUCGAGGCGGUGGCAUAUACCUCUCUCCUAGGCCUGGGGAACCUCAGGUACCUGAACCUCCAGGAGAACCGCAUCAACGUGAUCCACGACCAGUCCUUUCAGGACCUCAUGCGCCUGGAGAACUUCUACCUCAACGACAACCUGCUGUCUGAGCUGCCUCGGGUGGCCUUCAAGGGCCUUAGCCGCCUCAAGAUGCUCAACCUGGGGGGCAACCAGUUCACCAACAUCUCCAAGACCUGGUUCAGCGACCUGGUGGAGCUGGAGGUCCUCUACCUGGACCGCAACCGCCUGGUCUAUAUCGAGGAGGGCUCCUUUGAGAACCUGACCAGUCUGAUCACCCUCCACCUCAACAGCAACAACCUUAGUUCCCUGCCCUUCCCUGUCUUCCAGCCUGUCUACUUCAUCGGACGCCUCUACCUCUUCAGGAACCCCUGGGAAUGUGACUGCUCUCUGGAGUAUCUUAAGGAGUGGAUGGAGAGUUAUAAAUUGGUCCGGGACAUCCCCUGCGCCUCCCCGUCCUCCGUGGUCGGCCUGGAUCUGAGCGAGGUAGUCUUCGCCAGGGUGAAUGGGUCGUGUCUGGAUCCGGGGGAGCUGAACCUGACCACAAUGUCUUCGGAGAUCCUCUCGACCACGGAGAACCGUUUCAACAGCCUGAUCUCCAAGCUGCUCCAGCAGGAGCUCAGGGAAGAGGUGGGGAACGGGACGGAGAGCCUGAGGAACGGAACUCUGCUGGACCCCGCAGAGGGACUCAGCGCUGGGAUCAAAGGGGCAGACGUCAACCAAUCACUGGUCUCAUUGUUGGUGAUGUGGUGUGUCUUCUGGAUGACAAUUGGCCAAUCGGAUGUGGAUUUCCUGUUUGGGCAUGUGACUGGGACCUGAGAGAUGGAAGAAUAUGUUUCGUAAAAUUGGGUGAUUUCUUCCCCCAUUGAGAGGAAAGCUGUUUAGAAUGAAGGACGCUACAGACAAGUCAAUCUUGUUUGAGUAUCUGACUGUCCAAUGAAGUCUUGUGGAGCGUGUGAGUUUCCUGCUGAUGAAAACUCACAUUUGUUUGUUGUUCAUCCUUUCAAAAUGAAAGGAUCAAGUAAUACAACAGGUUCAGAUCACAUGGCUACAGGCUGAACUGAGAGGGUGGCUCAUGUAAAACACUGAACUGCUUGAUAUUUGACAGCACAGAUUUGUCAUGUACUAUGCAGAAUGUCCAUGAAACCAUGGAUUAUUGCAAUGGUUUAGAUUUCAAUACCUUCCUUGUGUUACAUAACAUUCUCUAAUGAACGAUAGCAUUCAUAUGAUAUAAUAUUUAAAACACGAAUGCGUUCCCUGUAACAUUAAUAAACAUGAUUCUAAUUUAUGUAAAUGUGUAAAAGCUGACAGGUCAAGUCAUCAGCGCCUUUAUAUUCUCUCAUUCUUCUUGUUUUAAUCAUUCAACUCAGUAAAUGUAGAAUGUUCAGCUUUUCAUGCAUUAAUCUUCUUACAGCGUGCUCCUCUUUGCCUUGUAAGCCUCUGUCUAGUCUAGCACAAUGUAAUGGAGGGAGUUUAUCAUUACGUUUUGCCUCUUAUGUGGACCUGAUUUCCCUUAUGUUUAUACAGCAUGUUGUUCAGUCAAUAGGGAACAUGAUCAAACAAGACAGAAUGAACUGCAUUCUUUGGGAUGAUCGACAGUACUGUGUUGACUGUCACAUGACAAUGUAUCAAUGGACUAUCAAAGCACUCCCUUUUUGCAUUAGAUUUGUACUAUUGAUGACGCAGCAUACAUUUCAUACACAGUCUCUGUGCACAGUAAAUAUGCAAUUUUGCAUAUGGGUGUGUAUAUUAACACCUAUCUUUCUGUUUAAAUAGGUACAGCUAUCCAUGAUUUGAUAUGUAUAGAAACAUAUGUUUCCUAUGACCACAAUGUUUGCUAAAUGCUGCUUGCCAAACCAGUGAUUUAGUUAAAUGGUGUUCGUUGGCAUAAUAUAAUGAUUAAUAUUGACCUUACUCCUUCACAGAGCGAUGUCUACUAAACCCUUAACACACAACCUUACUCCUACACAUUAUUUAGGGCUUAGAUUCAAUCUGUUUCGAGGAAGAGCCUUGUUAUAGCACAAUGAAAGUGUAAAGGUCAUUAUCCGAUUGAGUCGACAUAUACAGUGCACAUUGUCUUUUAAUUUCAAUCACCCCUAUAGCGCCGAUCUUUCACGCUACGGAUCUAAUCUAGGUCUUAGAUUUACUUCCAACAGUUUGAACUCUGACUCUGAUCUGAUAAGGAUGUCCUUUUAGCCGAGUGGAAACGUCAACCCACCCGGUGAAGUCAUGGUGAAUCUGCUGUUAAUGUGAGAUGAGGUCUAUAUGGGCGACAAACUCCUGGGAUGGGCUGGACGCUGCAAGGCCAUGGUGUCAUAUUAGAUUUACUUUAUGUAUUAUUACCAUGUAUUAUAUAAUGCAUUAAUGUAUUUAUUUAAUGUAUUAAUGUUGGUGUUAUUUUUUAAACUAUAAACUGCUGAGAUUAUAUUUCUCCAUUUUUGUAUUUGGACUGAACCACUAGGGAACUGGAUGAGGAGGGUGAUGGUGUGGUCUGACCGUGAUCAUUAAAGUAGAAUGACUGAUUAUUGAGAGACGCUGCUUGUGAACCUGAAUAAACAUCAUGAUAAGUGUGAGUACACCAGAGAGUGAGUGUGUGUGUGUGUGUGUGUGUGUGUGUG
This is a messenger RNA of Oncorhynchus mykiss (rainbow trout), 3539 nucleotides long. It is a transcript of the gene nyx, whose product is annotated as nyctalopin. The record is from RefSeq and is a predicted model, not a curated record. NCBI's taxonomy places the organism in Eukaryota, Metazoa, Chordata, Actinopteri, Salmoniformes, Salmonidae. Gene Ontology annotation, molecular function: protein binding. Gene Ontology annotation, cellular component: plasma membrane.